Molecule: messenger RNA, 2525 nt
Organism: Panicum virgatum (switchgrass)
Lineage: Eukaryota; Viridiplantae; Streptophyta; Magnoliopsida; Poales; Poaceae
Product: probable galacturonosyltransferase 15
Exons: 6
Coding region: 815-2137 (440 amino acids)
Molecular function (GO): polygalacturonate 4-alpha-galacturonosyltransferase activity
Source: RefSeq, a predicted model, not a curated record
UGCUCCUCAGGCGCCGCGCCACUCCCAACUCCCAACUUGCGCUCGCUAAAAUAACCAACUCGCAGCCGACGCCCCGCAUCCCCCCUCUGUUUUCCUCCUCCCCUGCCCCCGCGUUCCCACUCCCCUGCCCGCCCUGCGCCGCGCGCCGCACGGGGGCUUCGUUACUUGAACGGGAGCUACCGCGGGCAGGUUGAUGAGUGAGCCGGCCGGCGCCAGCCUCGUCUAGAGCGAGAGCCGGCAAUGAGGGUGUACAUCACGGCGGGCGCUGACGACGACGCGGUGAUGAAGCCCAAGGCGGCGGCGCCGCAGCCUCAGCAGCAGCAGCAGGCGGCGGCGCGGCGCGGGUGCCGCUCCGCCGUCGUCACGGGGCUCCUCGCCGGGGUGCUCCUCUUCCGCGCCGCGCUCCUCGCCGUCGAGGCCGGCGCCUCCCUCUGCCCUUCCGCGACCGGGUGCCUGGACUGGCGGGCGGGGCUCGGGCGCUGGCUCUACGGCGGCGGCGGCGGCGGCGGCGACGCGAUGGAGGUGAGUGAGUCCGACUCCGACCCGCCCGGCUCGUUGCGUUAGGCUGGUAGUAGAGUGAUAGGCGCCGAGUUGUGUUAGGCGCCGGGCUUUUGACAUUUUUUACGUCGCCGCCGCCGCGGCCUGCUCCGAUCCUCACGCGGUUUCUAUCUGGUUCGGCUCCUUGGCGGCGAGCGGCGCUCACUUUCACGGGGGCGGAGGCGGACGGGAAUGUCAGGGCCCGGUGGCCAGCACGUCGCGGCGGCGUCGCCGACCACGUGGCCGCCCGGCCGCGCCGUCCUGCUGACAGGAAUUCAUGAAGGAAUGGAGGAGGACUCACAGGGCGGCGACCCUGUUGGAUCCCGUGGUGGUGGAAGCGGCGCCCGACUCCCUGGACGCGCUCAUGGCGGAGAUGGGCGCCGCGCUGGCGUCCUACGACGGCCGGCUCGACAUGGAGGCCGUGGCGGUCAAGAUGAUGGCCAUGCUGUUGAAGAUGGACCGGAAGGUGAAGUCAUCGAGGGUCCGGGCGCUGUUCAAACGGCACCUGGCCUCGCUGGGCGUCCCCAAGAGCGUGCACUGCCUCACGCUGCGCCUGGCCGAGGAGUUCGCGGUGAACUCGGCGGCGCGCUCCCCGGUGCCGCCGCCGGAGCACGCGCCCCGCCUCACCGACGCCUCCUACCUCCACGUCGCGCUCGUCACCGACAACGUGCUCGCGGCCGCCGUGGCGGUGGCCUCCGCCGCGCGGAGCGCCGCCAACCCGGGCAGGCUGGUGUUCCACGUCGUCACGGACAAGAAGAGCUACGUGCCGAUGCACUCGUGGUUCGCGCUGCACCCGGCGUCGCCCGCCGCCGUCGAGGUCAAGGGCCUGCACCAGUUCGACUGGCGCGACGGCGGCGUCGUCGCCUCGGUCAUGAGGACGGUCGAGGAGGUGCAGAGGAGCUCGCUCGACUACCACCGGUCUGGCGGAUCAUCAGCGGAGAGGGAGCACAGACGCCUCCAAGCGUCCAAGCCGAGCACGUUCUCGCUCCUCAACUACCUCAAGAUCCAUCUCCCAGAGUUCUUCCCUGAGCUUGGGCGGGUGGUGCUCCUCGACGACGACGUCGUGGUGCGCAAGGACUUGACAGGGCUGUGGGAGCAGGACCUCGACGGGAACAUCAUCGGCGCGGUCGGCGCUCGCGAAGGCGGCGGCAUCUGCACCGACAAGACCUUGGGAGAUCACCUGAAUUUCUCGGACCCUGCCGUGUCAGGCCUCCUCAGCUCGCAAUGCGCCUGGUCGUGGGGCGUCAACAUCAUCGACCUCGACGCGUGGCGACGAACAAACGUUACCGAGACGUACCAGCUCUGGCUACAAAAGAACCGGGAGUCGGGCUUCAGGCUGUGGCAGAUGGCCUCGCUGCCGCCGGCUCUGAUCGCGUUCGACGGGCGCGUGCAGGCGAUCGAACCGCUGUGGCAUCUGCCAGGCCUCGGCCGGCGCGUGCCGGACCCCGAGGCGGCGCGCUCCUCCGCCGUCCUGCACUUCAGCGGGCCGCGGAAGCCGUGGCUGGAGGUCGCGUUCCCGGAGCUGCGGCAGCUGUGGCUCGGCCACCUGAACGCGUCGGAUAGUUUCCUGCAGGGAUGCGGUGUGCUCGAAUGGCAGUAAAUGGGAGCAACAGGAAUCGAGCUGGGUGGGGGAAAAAACAAGUACUACAGUAUUUUGGUUCAGGAUUACCGGUUCAGAGCUGGGGGUUCUGGGAGAGGGAAGUAGGUGUUGCCUGCAGUCUCUCCUCACCUUCAGUUUCUGCAGUCUGCACACGAUGGGCAUAUUCUAGUCAGUUCAGUGUGACACUAGAACUGCUUGAUGUAUAUAUACUGAAUUACUGAUCAAGGGGGACAUUUAUUUCGGACCACAGAGUAAACAUCACAUAAACUUUCAGAGAAACCGUAAUGUAGGAUUCAUCUUCAACUAUAAGAUGUACAUUGGGUUCGCCCAUGCUGGAGGAAACUAUAAGAUGUACAUGUUUAUUUAAAUAUUUAAUUGACACUCGAUA